Hippopotamus amphibius kiboko is the source of this 7580-nucleotide messenger RNA. It is a transcript of the gene KSR1, whose product is annotated as kinase suppressor of ras 1. Gene Ontology annotation, molecular function: ATP binding; protein kinase activity. Bases 2712 to 4409 code for a protein of 565 amino acids. The record is from RefSeq and is a predicted model, not a curated record. The transcript has 15 exons. Gene Ontology annotation, biological process: protein phosphorylation. Lineage: Eukaryota; Metazoa; Chordata; Mammalia; Artiodactyla; Hippopotamidae.
AGGACAGGGAGGCUUUAGGUGGCAAGGUGGCUCAGCCCAGCCAGCAGCCGUUCUGAGAAGCAGAGACCUUGAGGGCAUCACAGUCCGUGGACAGCCCUAUGGUGGGCCCCACUUGCACCUCGCUACCCCUCACAGGUGACCUCUGGCAGAGAGCGUUUGUCUGCUGGGGUGCCGUGGCGAUGCCGAGCUCCCGGGAGAGAGGCACUGUCUGUCCAGUGUAGGUGGACAGUAGCCGUCUGCAGAGCCCAGCUGAUGUCUUGGGACCCGUCUCUUCAGGAGAGGGACAUCCCUGGAGGCAGGAAUGUGGUCGGCUCUGAAUGAGGCCCUGAGAGAUCGAAGGGUGCUAAUGUCCCCUUGGUGGGGACAAGGAUGCCCAGGCAACCUCCAAGUCCUUUUUCCACCUCUGGGUUGAGAGCUGGUUCUUGCACGUGGCUGUGCUGUGGGACAUGUCUCUCCAGAGUCAAAGCAGAGGGAAGCAGCCGCUGGGCUCUGCUUUUAAUUGUCUCUGUGGAAAUGCAGAAAUGUCUGGCUUUUUCUUUUUUUUUUAAUAUUUAUUUAUUUAUUAUUUUUGGCUGUGUCGAGUCUUAGUUGCAGCACACGGGAAUCUUUUGUUGCAGCACACGGACUUCUCUGUAGUUGUGGUGUGGGAGUUCCAGAGUACAUGGGCUCUGUAGUUGUGGUACGUGGGCUCAGUUGCCCCACAGCAUGUGGGAUCUUAGUUCCCUUACUAGGAAUUGAACCCAUGUCCCCUGCAUUGGAGGGCGCAUUCUUAACCACUGGACCACCAGGGAAGUCCUGAUGGCUGGCUUUUGCCUGAGUAAAAUAGCAGCUUAUUUUUGUCCUGCCCUGAGCUGGCUCAGCAGAAUGAGGUGGCUGUUUGCAGGGUCUUAGAGAUGAGGAGGGGGUAACAGGCAGUGACUUUGCCAAAAUGGAUCUGAAGCAGAACCACCAGGGAGGUGUAGGGGAGGAAGGAGGGAGGCUGCACUUCCCUGUCCCCAGGGCACAGGCAGAAACUCCCAGGGCCCUUCACAGAGGCUUGGAGGAGAAUCCAGCACCCACAUCCCUAGGACAGCCUGGCCCUGCCAUCUUCCCAGUUGCUAUGGUAAUGUGACCAUGGCAGUGAGGCUGCUUCCCCAUUUUGCCAGGAAGGCAGGACGAGGCCUUCAGGACCAGUAUUUCAUCUGAUCAGGAAGAGCCUCGUCUCACCUCCCUCCUAUCCCAUGUCUGUGGCCGACAUUACAAAUCAAUCGUAGGUUGCAUUUAGAGAUAGAUGGUUAAAAUCUCAUUUUCCCAUCGUCUGUUUUUCAUAGGCUGACAGCCUAACCCCUUUUAGACCCAUGUGCUUUGACGGCCUUGGCUACUGACGGGGCUGGAGUGCCCCCUCCCCCGCCAGGAGGGAGCUGGGAGGAGUCAGCCACGUGGCAGAUGUGCUGGAGAGAUUGUGGGUUCAACCAAUCCGGGGCAGCAGAGGCGUUUUGGUCCCGAUCAAACUCCCCUUGGUGUCGGAGGAAAAGCCAGGACCUCCAUUACGCCCUUCUCCCGUGGUUGGGUGUGUGGUGCUUGACCUUGAGUGAACCAGCACUUAUUGAGCACCAGCUGUGUCCCAGGCCGGCAUGGGGUGGAAAGCUGACUCAGAGGGUGUGAGAUGACCACAGAUCCCUGGAGCACUGUGUUCAGGACCUUUCUGGGUCACAGAUCCCUUUGAUAAUUGGAUGAAAGUCUAGGCUCUCUUUCUAGGGAAAAGCCCACAGCGUUCCGCUUACCCGUCCAGAGGAAGUUUCCCAACCCCCCUGGAGCCCAUCCAUGGGUACAGCUGAGAGCCCUUUCUCUGGAAGGAGAUAGGCGGUGUUGAGUGUGGGCAGGCGUGGGGGUGUGGAGGAGUGGGAUGCACUGGCGGAGGAGGGGAGAGGGAGACGGAUAUGUGGGCUGCCGGUGGAUGGACAGAUUGCUUCCAGCUGCCCGUCUACUGCCAGACCUCUAAUACCAUAAACACCAGGGAUGCCUGUUCUUAAUGGGGAAGCCAGGAUUGGAGAGAGAGGCCAGGGUGUCCUCUAGGAAGGCAGGCAAAGCUCAUGGCCUGAGACUUCCCCAAAGGCUCAGACUGAAUGCCUGGCUGGGGCUGGGCCACGUGGGAGCAGGUAAAGCUUCACCUUGUCUUCCCUCUCCCUGCCGGGCUCUGGCAGUGGUGGCUCUCAGAGCAAAAUUCCCAAAGUGCUUCUGACUGGAAAGCUAGAUGUACUAUGUGGCCAGCCAGCCUCAACCCCUCUGCCAUGGGUCGGAUAGCUUCUACCUGUUUAACAAGAAGCAACCGGAAUUGCAUCCAUGAGAAAGUGCAAGAGAUGAGGGGUGUGGAGCUGCUAUUCUCACCCUGGCUUUGCCUUCUGCCUCUUAAGCCUGCCUUCUGGCAAAGCUAGAAACCUCUAAGGAACUGUUUUCAAACUGUCUGCAGAGGCUAGGUGGUACCAUUGGUUGGGAUGGGGCAAGUGUGGGGUAACCACACUGGCCCCCUUUGGUCUCGCCCGGCCUGUCCCUGCCUUGAUUAGAUGCAGGUUCAGGGAAACGUCCCUCUGCUGUAUGCUAGGUCUCCGCACCCCCCUCGCCUGUGAUCUCUGAGACAGCAGGUCACAGGCACACGCCGUCCCUGGCAGGGCCCCCUCAGCCUGCCCGACCUGGCCUCUUUCCCUGCAGAUCUCCCGCACGGAUCCCCACAGAUGGUACGAAGGGACAUCGGGCUCUCGGUGACACACAGGUUCUCCACCAAGUCCUGGCUGUCGCAGGUCUGCCAAGUGUGCCAGAAGAGCAUGAUGUUCGGAGUGAAGUGCAAGCAUUGCAGGUUGAAGUGUCAUAACAAGUGUACAAAAGAAGCCCCCGCUUGUAGAAUAUCCUUCCUUCCACUACCCAGGCUUCGGAGGACAGAAUCUGUCCCCUCGGACAUCAACAAUCCGGUGGACAGAGCAGCUGAACCCCAUUUCGGAACCCUCCCCAAAGCACUGACAAAGAAGGAGCAUCCCCCAGCCAUGAACCACCUGGACUCCAGCAGCAACCCGUCCUCCACUACAUCCUCCACGCCCUCCUCGCCGGUGCCCUUCCCAGCGUCAUCCAACCCACCUAGUGCCACCACGCCCCCCAACCCCUCGCCCGGCCAGAGAGACGGCAGGUUCAACUUCCCAGCUGCCCACUUCAUUCAUCAUAGACAGCAGUUUAUCUUCCCAGACAUUUCGGCAUUUCCGCAGGCAGCCCCGUUCACCGAUGCAGCGGACAGUUCCGGGCUUGACGACCAGCCGAAAGCAGACGUGUCAGCGGAUCACGAAGUGGAGGCCGAGGAGCCUGAGGCCGGCAAGUCAGAGGCCGAAGACGACGAGGAUGAGGUGGACGACUUGCCGAGCUCCCGGCGGCCCUGGCGAGGCCCCAUCUCUCGCAAGGCCAGCCAGACCAGCGUGUACCUGCAGGAGUGGGACAUCCCCUUCGAGCAGGUGGAGCUGGGCGAGCCCAUCGGGCAGGGCCGCUGGGGCCGGGUGCACCGCGGCCGCUGGCACGGCGAGGUGGCCAUCCGCCUGCUGGAGAUGGACGGCCACAACCAGGACCACCUGAAGUUGUUCAAGAAGGAGGUGAUGAACUACCGGCAGACGCGGCACGAGAACGUGGUGCUCUUCAUGGGGGCCUGCAUGAACCCGCCCCACCUGGCCAUCAUCACCAGCUUCUGCAAGGGACGGACGUUGCACUCGUUUGUGAGGGACCCCAAAACAUCUCUGGACAUCAACAAGACCAGGCAGAUUGCCCAGGAAAUCAUCAAGGGAAUGGGAUAUCUCCACGCCAAGGGCAUCGUACACAAAGAUCUCAAAUCCAAGAACAUCUUCUACGACAAUGGCAAAGUGGUGAUCACAGACUUCGGGCUGUUCGGGAUCUCGGGCGUGGUGCGAGAGGGACGGCGUGAGAACCAGCUGAAGCUGUCACAUGACUGGCUGUGCUACCUGGCUCCCGAGAUCGUGCGGGAGAUGACCCCCGGGAAGGAUGAGGACCAGCUGCCCUUCUCCAAAGCUGCUGACAUCUAUGCAUUUGGGACUGUUUGGUAUGAGCUGCAAGCCAGAGACUGGCCCUUGAAGAACCAAGCUGCAGAGGCCCUGAUCUGGCAGAUUGGAAGCGGAGAAGGGAUGAAGCGAGUCCUGGCCUCCGUCAGCCUGGGGAAGGAAGUCACCGAGAUCCUGUCUGCCUGCUGGGCCUUCGACCUGCAGGAGAGGCCGAGCUUCCCCCUGCUGAUGGACAUGCUGGAGAAGCUGCCCAAGCUGAACCGGCGGCUCUCGCACCCCGGGCACUUCUGGAAGUCUGCUGACAUUAACAGCAGCAAAGUUGUACCCCGGUUUGAAAGGUUUGGCUUGGGCGUCCUGGAGUCCGGUAAUCCAAAGAUGUAGCCAGCUGUGCAGUUUUUUUGACGAUGUAUUUCUUUCCUAAAUGUGUUUCUGAAACAUCCAAACAACCACCAUGACAAAAAAAAAAUAACACUCUUCAAAACGCCAGCCGCCCUCUGAAGUGCUGCAAACCCAGAGCACGAGUCCUCGGUUUAGACUGUUUGUCCCCCAAAACACUUGGGUCCUGGAGAAGGAGCCGCCCCUGCUGUUUCUUAAAAUGACAUCACCAACAACCAGACCUGUCCCGACAGGUGGCAGAUGUUUACAUGUAUGUUUCUGCGGAGUUGGACUCGUUGCUGUACAAUAGGUAAUAAUAAAAACCGUCUGUGCAGAGGUCGCUGGCACCGAGGGCUGGGAUGGCAGAAGUGGCCGUCCCCUCUGCAGGACCCUGUAGGAGUGAGGCGCCCACACUGGUCCAGAUGAAGAAAAGCAUCGUGAUUGUGGCUGUUCUUCGGGCAGGAUGGGGGGACCACAAUGUUUGACCCAGCCUCUGCAUUGGCCCUAAAUCCCAUCUCCCAUCAUCCUAUCAGAGGGAUGCUGUCCCUUCCUCCUCUUGCAGAGGAGCCCCUGACCAGGAGACGAGCUGGAUUAUGGGGGUCGGGAGUUUGCAGAGAGCUUGGGUUCACCUUUGACCCCUGUAAUCCAGUCCGAACCUGCUGGAAAAGCAGAGACAGAUAGAAUCCAAAUAACGUCUGGACUGAUCCAGUGGUUCCCAGCCUGGGGAGAUGUUUCUUUCGUUGAAGCCCACAGGGGAGGCACCAAGGAGAUGGGGCUAAGGGCUUCGUCUGUUUAGAAACAUCCCAGUCCCUGACUGACAUCUGACUCCAGAGCUAAGGCCCAGCCCAAGAGCUGUGUACACCAUGAAGGAUUGAUCCACGAGGACAGGGAAAGUAGGGGGAGGGAGAAGUGGCAAGCAGAGGGUCCCUGAGCCCACCCUCCCAGCCGCAAGGUGCCCUGACCCAUCGUCAGUCUUGCCGAGGUUCCGGAGCUGCCCGCCUCUUCCACCCCUCGGUCCUGUCCAAACCCCUUAGCCCACUCCUGGCUCUUCCACGGCCCACGCUCAGAGCUCUUAGCUAAGGUGGGAGGCAUGUGCCCCCUCCUUUCAUUCAGACCUGGCUAGCAAGCCCCCCACCUUCAGGGUCUUCCCAAGCACCAAGUCAGGCCCCCUGCUUGUGUCCAUUUAGACCAGAGGAGGGGCCGGGUUUGGGCAAGUCCAGGAUAUGACAGUGUCCUGCCUGUCCUCAUUGGAAGCUGACACCUGAAGAGAAAAGUUCCAAAUGGCAACGAAGCCCUUCAGUGAAGGUUAUGUCAUCAUAUCAGGCUUCAAAGCCAGAAAUGACAAGGGACACGGAAGUGCAGAGGAGGUUGUCUUCAGACCUGGAACGCACAUCCACGCUCAGAGCCGAGACAGGGAGGCACGUGGCCCUCCCACCCCAUUUCUGUAGACCCGUCGAGCCAGGCUCUCAACCUAGAGUCUGGCCAAAUCAUUAUACGAAAUGGGCUGCUCAGCCUGGAGGCUGCGGGGCUGCCUCCCGGCUCUGGGCCAGGCACCGCUUGGCAGUCCUGCCGGGAGGGCACAGCCGCGCAGCCGUGCAGGGUACCCGGGCCUCCACGGCCAUCAGCACCUCAACCCUUCCCACUCAGGGUAUGGGGAGGAAGAUGGAGGAACUGUAAACCAGUUGGACUUGGCUCUGUGGGUCGUCUCUCCUCUGUGGGACUCUGCUUCUCCCCAUCAUCCCUUCGGCCUCCGGGUCAGCUUUGCCCGUGAUCUCCCCACCCAAAGCCACGUGGAGUGUGACUCUGCCUCUGUUAUCAGGCUCCUCCCCCCACAUCGGCGCCUUCCCAGAGGUCACAGCUCAUGCCUCUCACCCUUCUCUGAACCCUCGGACGUGCAAGUGGGCCGACGGGGGGGACGACAGCGGAGCAAGUAGGGCUCGCCUCACGGCCCACAGAAAGUCAGUCUGGGUUUUGUUUGUUCCCUUGGGGGUGUCACACGCUUGGGUCAGUUCAGGCAGCUUUCAUUGAGCGCCUACUGUGUGCAAGUGCUGGGGACCGGGGGGACAGCCACCGUGCCUGCCCUUAGGGAACUGACUGUCUGCCAGGAACCCUGAGGGGGGGGACUGGGGAACAUCCCCUUCCUCUCCAGGGCCCUGGAUGCCUUCCUGCUCUCAGCCUGAGCCUCUGCAAUGCCUGUCGUUUAAACGAAGCACCUGAGGAACCACCCCCGCCCCCCCGCCCCCCCCCCCACACACACACACGGUGGCCCCCUUCUCCCUGCCUCUAUUUAAGUGACUGUGAAUUGAGGUUAGGAAGACACGCCCGCCCUUCCGUGUGCUUCCCCACCCCACCCCCCGUCUGCCUUGGAAACACAUGAAGGACGGCAGAUACUGUGAAUUCAGCCCUCACAGCCAACUGUGAAAGGGAUGGAGAAGCUGGGAGGCCUCCUGGGCGAGAGCUCAGGGCUGCAGAGGUCCCCACGGGGUCUGAGAGUGGAGCUCAAGCUUUAACCUUUCAGCCUCAUCACCACCACCCCCUGCUUCCGGGCCUCACCUCCAAAACCCUAAGAUCUGCCCUUGCUGCCUUUAAACACCGGAGCCACAACCCCUGCAUCUCCAUCCAACUCGGGGUCUUGAAUCCUGCGUUCCUGCCGGUUGUGAGUGGUGUGUAGCCAAGCUGACCGCUCCAUGUCACCAAAUCAAAGAUGUGUGCAGGGCCUGGAAUCCCUCUGCCCUCUCAUGGCAUUUCUCUCUGUGAUCACCGAGGGGUGUGGUGUGCCCUGUAAGCCCCUGGGUGUAGUGGUGGUGGUGGUGGUGGUCUGUGUUGAUUCAGGGGCCGGGUGGAGACAUAAAUGUGAAGCUAGUUUGGGAGUUUGUGCGAUGCUGCAGCGUCAGCCAGGAUUUCAUCCGUGUGUGCAAACCCAGCGUCUUCUGUGGCCACGAGGCACACACUUGCUUUUUUGAAUGUGAUGUAAAAUUUGUACAGUAAAGGUUUUUAUAUUUUCUAUCAACUGCAUUUGUCUUCCAGAAAUGCUAUUAAUUUAAAUUAAAAUGGUUAGUAUUAACGAACGUGUGCUAUCAGGUUUUUUUUGCCACUGGCAAGACCCCCGUGCCAGGCCCAGCCUGGGUGUCUGCAGUCUGUGAAUAAAGUUGUACCAAGGUGUCUGGGGCUUCUGUC